AUAGAGAUACGUAUAAAGCAAAUAACAUGCAUAAAGAAAAAAUCUAUGCUAUAUUUCAAAGAUGAAGAUGAAUAAAAGUGGCUCUCCUUGUCGAGCUUUAUGACAGUCGAGAAAUUACGAGGAAUGUUGUUAUGUACUUGAUUCAGGUGAAUUGUAGUUUUUCCAGAUUCAUAAUUUUAGCAUAGAGCAACUUUUUACGAGUACUCGAGCGAAAAAAAAAGUAGUCGAGAGAUGUUGUCGAUCGUUGAGUUGGAUCGCAAUCGAGCUGGAAAAGCUGAGCAGCUUUUGAGCGAUCGUCAUCAUCGCAUUAAAAAGUAUCGAAGGAAGUCGCCGAGACGGCGAAAGCAAUCACGAAACGGAGAAGAAAAAAACACGAACUCGUGUCAUUUUGAAGCGCCGUAGCACUACGUAGAGGCUUGACAGACUGUAGACGCAGGCAGGCAGUGGCAGAGAGACGACGACGACUGCCACAAUAUUGGAAUAAAUCGUCGCCGCAGUGGAUCGCGUCUGCUCGAGCGCGUUGGACGAGGCGCCUGCAGCUAUAUCAUCGAUGCUCGAUGCGCUCCGGUGCGGGACAGCACACUUAUUAGUGGACUCGCUUUUAGAAUAUCGAGCUCGGGUCAAUCGAGAUGCCUGACACGGCGAGAUCGGAGAAGACGACCGGGCACCGAUCGGCAAGCACCUUGGCUUUCGUGAUCCUUGCCGCUACCAUUGGCUACUCCAGUUUCAAAAUGUCCGCUUCGAUCGCUUGGUGCUGGACGUUCGCCGGCGAUUAUUUACAAGCACAAUGGAAUAGACUGAUCGAUACUUUCGGAGACGAUCCAGCGCUUUAUUGGAUAUACGGUACGACACUGGUAGCUUUCGUAACUUACUGGUUUGUGGGCGGCCUCUUCCUGAUCGUUGACCUGACUGGUUUCCCAUCCUUUAUUCGCCGCUACAAAAUCCAACCGGGCGUGAACGAGCCCGUGUCGAAAAUCCGCAUCCUGCCGGUGCUCUUUCAAGUACUCUUCAAUCAGAUCGUCGUCGGUUUACCAGUGGCUUACGGAUUCUAUAGGCUGGUCGUUUGGCGCCAAGUACCGGAGCUCCGCCAGCUGCCGAGCUUCCGGACGGCCUUCGGCCAACUGCUCACGAUGAUCGUGAUCGAGGAGAUCGGCUUCUAUUACUCGCACCGGCUGCUGCACCAUCCUUCGAUCUAUCGCUUCGUGCACAAGCGCCACCACGAGUGGCAGGCGCCCAUCGCCAUCGUCUCCAUCUAUUGCCAUCCCCUCGAGCAUGUGCUGUCGAAUCUGUUGCCGAUCGCCUCUGGCAUACUGAUCGUCGGUGCUCACGUCUUCGUCGCUAAAAUUUGGAUCUUCAUUGCGAUCGUUAAUACUCUCAACUCGCAUUCGGGCUAUCAUUUGCCCUUCGCCAUGUCGCCGGAGAUGCACGAUUUUCAUCAUUUGAAAUUUACCGAGUGUUACGGUAUACUAGGCGUACUGGACUUCGUUCACGGCACCGAUCGAUUAUUUCGUCAAACUAAAGCUUACCAGCGCAACAUCAUUUCGUUCAAUUUGAAACCUCUGCGUGAACUCAUAUCCGACCGUGACCAAGAUCUGUUGGACGGAGACACAUGUAGUACCAGUGAGUCUAUUUUCCCAAAGGUACCAAAGACUUUUUCCCCUGAAUGAGUCAAAUGUUUUCGUUGAUAAUCUUUCGUCGAUGAUACAUGCAGUAAAACCAAAAGUUCAUCUAUUCAACGACGAUUAGGUUUGACAUUAGGAUUAUAAAAAAUUUAAACACAUUGAAUGAUAUAUUAUUUUCUGUAAUCAAAAUAAUUUUUUACUUUAUUUUUAUAAAAUGUACAAUAGUUUAACGUUACAAGUGUAGUGCGUUCAUAUGGUGGUACUGAGUGGUUUUCGGUGAAUUAUAUUAAAGUAAUGCGGUUCACUGAAAUAUUUUCUUAAUAUAAAUAAAUGAAAAAACAUUUUUUAAUCA
Trichogramma pretiosum is the source of this 1974-nucleotide messenger RNA. Its product is annotated as fatty acid hydroxylase domain-containing protein 2. The coding region runs from base 630 to 1667 and encodes 345 amino acids. Lineage: Eukaryota; Metazoa; Arthropoda; Insecta; Hymenoptera; Trichogrammatidae. The transcript has 6 exons. Gene Ontology annotation, biological process: sterol biosynthetic process. The record is from RefSeq and is a predicted model, not a curated record. Gene Ontology annotation, molecular function: iron ion binding; C-4 methylsterol oxidase activity.